GCCACAGGCGACGUCUAUGCGGAGGAGAAGGCAGCAAAACCUUUCGAAGGGGAAUUAGAACUGGGUCUUACCCUGGAGAAUGUCACCACUGAACAAGAUGGUCAAAAACUGAUUUGUGAAGCCUCCACCAGCUAUCCUCCUGACCAAGUGGCUCAACGUCAACACACCGAAAUCUCUGUCAACUAUCCUCCACAAGUUGAAUUCAACCAAAGUCUGAUACACACCGCUUUGGGAGUUUAUGAGGACAUAAUGGUCACCGUUCAUGGCAAACCAAAGGCUGAGUUGUUGUGUGAUAACAUGGAUUUGCCCGGUCCACGAGAAGUGGAGAUUCUGCCAGACGAGAAACGCGGUGUCAAUCGCUACCUCCUUCAUAUUCAAGGUGUUACUAAGGAGGAUUUGGGUGAACACUUCUGUUCAGCCACAAACAAGUUUGGCACUGCCAAAAAAAGCUUCUCGUUGACUCUUGCACCUUCCAAACCGGAGGUGGUGUCACCAGCAUUCUCCAGUCAUGCUGACUACUACCUACUGGGAUGGCGAGCCAAAUCAAAAUCGCCUCUCCGAAAUGUUACCUUCCGCAUUCAAACGGUGAGUUCGGCGAUCACCUUUUCGCUUUUGGUGACUCACUAG
Molecule: messenger RNA, 627 nt
Organism: Hydatigera taeniaeformis
Lineage: Eukaryota; Metazoa; Platyhelminthes; Cestoda; Cyclophyllidea; Taeniidae
Source: the annotation of a GenBank genome assembly